AUGGAGCCCGAAAACACGCGCCCGGCAUCGCAGCUUAUAGCGGGCUUUGCCUCACCUUCAACCCCAACAGGCCGGUCUUCCUCACAAAGAAGCCUUGCAGGACAAUCAGUUCUAGAACAAAGCUAUUUGGGACAGUCUAUCCGCUCCAUUCACCCUCCGCCUCCACCUCCGCCAGCGCAUGAUGCGGAGAAAGACGAGCUACGUGUUCAAGUCAGCACACUUCGAUUCGAGUUAGAAAACAUCAAGCAGGAGCGAGAUCUCCAGACUCUUCGAUUCGAGAAAGAGGCGCGGGAGCUACAAUUGAAAGCAGAUGCAGAUUUCAAAAGGGCACAGGCUGCCGAGACCGUAAGCAACCGUGCCACCCAUAAAUCAGAUGCCCUGGCGAAGGAGUUGAAGGACACCCAAGAACAAGCGCUGAAUGAGAAAGCGAGCUUGGAGCGGAAAGCCAGGAAUCUUCAAGAUCAAAAUCAGAUGAUUCAGGAAGAACUCUCCGAGACCCAAGCUCAAGCCUCUGAUCACGAACGCCAGUUCAAAUACCAGAUCAACGAGCUGGAAACCGUUCGCGUCUCCCUUCAAAGAACAAUCGAGGAGCUUCAAAAUGACCUUCUUGAGGCGCGUGCAGCCCAGCAAGCGACACAGGAGAAACUGACCCAACGAGAAGCGGAAGUUGCCGAUCUCGAGUCAGAAAACAUACGUUUGAAAGCAGAAGGGAGCGACGGAGAGGCACUUGGUGUUCUCAAAAGGGAGCUUACGGAACAAGUCACCCACCUUCGCGAGUUGGAGUCGACAAACCGGGAUCAAGUGGCAGAGUUGCAACACCUACGAAAAGUUCAGAAAAAUGUACAAGUGGUUGAAGAGCAGAAGAGAUCGCUUGAAAAUCAACUGCAGCUCAUGAAAGGUGUAGAGGCAGAAUAUGAAACUCUCCAGAUCCAGAAGCAGGUCUUAGAGGAUGAACGUCAAUCAUGGUCCAGCCUUCUCGAGGAGAAUGACCAGCCGGCAGAGUUCGACUCCCCCGAGGCGAUCGUCAAGGCCCUGGUUCAGGCGCGAAUCGAAAAAGCGACCUUUAUUGACCGUCUUGGUGCCGUUAAUGCACAAUUCCUAGAAAAAGAUGAAUUGAUCAAGACUCUGGAGGAUGAGAAGACCAAACUUCGCCAAGAGUUGGAAACCGCUCGUGCAAGCACAUCCGGGAGCAUCGCCGGAGGCGCACCUACGGCGUCGGAUGCUCGGGCUCGGGCUAGACUGGAACGACAGCGUGUCCUGGCAGUGAAGGAGGUCGAAUACCUACGUGCACAGCUCAAGACCUUUGACGAAGAAGAGACAACCAUGAACGCUGAACAAAGCCAAUUUGAUGAACAGAAGGCCACUCAGAUCGCACAGCUGCAGCAACUAGUCGAUGAGUACCGCACUGAGCUCCACAAAGUUCAUGAGGAACUUUCUCAGCGGGAAGCGCCUCAGGACGACUCACAACCCCGGGGCAUCAAGCGUCCGCUGUCACCGGCAGACAGCACGGCUGACAGUGAACGCCUUGCAGUGCUAACACGGAAAAAUCGCAAGCUGCAUGACGCACUCUCCAAAUCUGAACAAGCCACGACGCUUGCCAGGAAAGAGCUAGAUGCUGCCAAAUCCCAGUUAAGGUCACUCAAAGCCAAGACCCGCACUCGCGUUCUAGAACUUCGCGACAACCCUACAGCCGAAGCAGAAAAGAUUAAAAUGACCACGCUCAGGACUCUGCAGUCAGAGAAUCGGGAUCUUCUUGCCCAACUACGUGGCGAUCAUGCCGGAAUAAAGGUUGUUCCCGUCAGCACGCUUGAGAGCCUCAAGCUCGAACUUCAAGAAAUGGAGCAAAUUGUCGCAGACAAAGAGAAACGUAAUCGUCGCCUAAGAGAGAUCUAUUCCGCCAAGGCUACUGAGUUUAGGGAAGCUGUUGCAUCAUUGUUAGGAUACAAGCUGGAUAUCCUCCCCAAUGGCCGAGUACGUGUCACAUCCAUGUUCCACCUCUCUCCGGAAUACCGACAUGGUGACCCAGGCGCAUCGUCGGAUUCCCGUGGACCAGGAAGCAUGGGCAACGGCGAGGAGAACUCCAUCCUUUUCGAUGGUGAGAAUGGAUCAAUGAAGCUGUCAGGUGGAAAUAAUAGCCUCUUCGCCAUGGAGAUCAAACCUUUGUUGAAAUUCUGGGUACAAGAGAGGAAAGACAUUCCUUGUUUCCUUGCAGCUAUGACUCUGGAUUUCUACGACAAGACCACCCGCGCAACGCGGCUUUGA
Messenger RNA from Penicillium odoratum, 2262 nucleotides. RefSeq names its product coiled-coil domain-containing protein MAD1. Gene Ontology annotation, cellular component: mitotic spindle; nuclear envelope; kinetochore. The record is from RefSeq and is a predicted model, not a curated record. Gene Ontology annotation, biological process: attachment of mitotic spindle microtubules to kinetochore; mitotic spindle assembly checkpoint signaling. NCBI's taxonomy places the organism in Eukaryota, Fungi, Ascomycota, Eurotiomycetes, Eurotiales, Aspergillaceae. The transcript is spliced from 3 exons. The coding region runs from base 1 to 2262 and encodes 753 amino acids.